This is a messenger RNA of Cladophialophora carrionii CBS 160.54, 3090 nucleotides long. RefSeq lists its product as uncharacterized. Lineage: Eukaryota; Fungi; Ascomycota; Eurotiomycetes; Chaetothyriales; Herpotrichiellaceae. The coding region runs from base 1 to 3090 and encodes 1029 amino acids. The transcript is spliced from 2 exons. Gene Ontology annotation, molecular function: protein binding. The record is from RefSeq and is a predicted model, not a curated record.
AUGCACCUCCUAGAGAUCGACAGCCAGGGCGAGAUCAGGCUGACUGAGGACCUCCACGAUGGCAUCCCCCCCUACGCGAUCCUCUCCCAUACUUGGGGAGACGAUAAGGACGAGGUCAAGUUCGACGACCUUAAACACGAAUCAUGGAAGCGUAAAGCUGGCUAUACAAAGAUUCUUUUCUGUGCCAAACAAGCCAAAAAGGAUAACCUCAAAUACUUCUGGGUGGACACGUGCUGCAUCAAUCAAGCGAAUUUCACCGCAUACUCCGAGGCGAUCAAUUCAAUGUUUCGCUGGUACCGCGAUGCAGCGAAGUGCUAUGUCUACCUGCCCGACGUGUCAGUCCGCGAGGGAGAUGAAAACCACAUAAAACGGACGUGGAAGCCGGCUUUCCGAAAGAGUAGAUGGUUCACCCGUGGCUGGACACUUCAAGAGCUGCUAGCGCCAGCCUCGGUUGAAUUCUUUUCGCAGGAAGAAGAGCGCCUGGGUAACAAGGAGACACUCGAACAGCAAAUCCACGAGGUCACAGGUAUUCCGAUUGCGGCGCUCCGUGGCGCGUCUUUGUCGCAAUAUAGUGUAGAAGAACGCUUGCAAUGGGCAGCUAAUCGGAACACCACCAAGAAGGAGGACAAGGCAUAUUGUCUACUUGGGAUCUUUGAUGUCUUCAUGCCUUUGAUAUAUGGGGAAGGGGGAAAGAAUGCACUUGACCGACUUCGGAUGGAAAUCGACAAGUCAGGGAGUAAACCCUUCACUCAAACCCCCGCGGCCACAUCCGCGCCUGUACAAUGCGACUCCCUUCCCUCAUCGACCGAAGGUAAUGUCGUUAACGAUCCAAGAAGAGGAAGCAUGACGGCCGAUGAGCAGGGAAAAUAUCAACGACUUCUUAGAUCGUUAACAUUUGAGCGCAUGGAUUCUCGUCUUCUGAAUAUCACCAAUGCUUUGCCGCAGACAUGUAGGUGGAUAUUCGACGAAGAGAAAUUCAAAACGUGGAUUACACGAAACGAGGUCGAAGACAACCAUGGCUUCCUCUGGAUCAAGGGGAAGCCUGGUUCAGGCAAAUCGACAAUAAUGAAGGAGGCUCUCAAAAUGGUCAAACGAGAACAGCCCAGAGAUAUUAUCAUCUCUUACUUCUUCAACGCACGAGCCCCGGGCAUCUUAGAGAAGUCAAGUGUUGGAAUGUAUCGCACGCUGGUACAUCAGAUACUUCAGGCGCGGCCUCAGUCAAGAGGACUUUUCUCCCAAAUGUUUGCUAUGAAGGACCGGGAAGGUUCGGUUGACGACUGGACACCUACAGAGCUGCAAGGAUUCCUAACAGAUGUUGUGGAGAGCCUGGGAGACCGCACACUCGACGUGUUCAUCGAUGCUUUGGACGAGGGCGACGAGAACGACGUACGUCAGCUGGUUGCUUUCCUUGAAGAGCUAAGUCACAGGGCAGUUGCAUGCUCUACGUCCCUGAGGAUAUGUCUCUCCAGUCGUCACUAUCCACACAUCAGCAUCCGGAAGGGUCUUCAUCUUGUCGUGGAGCGCCAAGAUGGACAGAGAGAUGAUAUUGACAGGUACGUUCGACUUAGACUCCACGGCGAUGAAAGCCAUGGGACAAACAGACUCAGAGAGCAAGUGUGCCAAAAGUCAUCACGCGUGUUCCUCUGGGUCGUACUGGUCAUACCAAUGCUCAAUGAACUAUACGACCAUGGUCUGGUUGCAGCCAUGGAGGCCCGUCUCAAGGAGCUCCCCGAGACUCUGGAUGGUCUCUUCGCGGAGAUUCUGGCAAGGAAUGCCGAAGGCAUCGACUCAUCUGUCUUGCUUUUGCAAUGGGUUCUUUUCUCGAUGCGGCCACUCAGCCCGGUCGAGCUAUACCAUGGAAUUCAAUUGGCAUUGGCAUCUUCGCCCAUUGAAGGUGCCACGUCGAUGACUAAAGAAACAAUGGACCGCUACCUGCUCAAUUGCUCCCGGGGACUCAUUGAAGUCACUAGGACCCGGCGACCUGUGGUACAGUUUGUACAUGAGGCAGUUCGAGAUUUCCUCAUUGGGGAGAAUGGCCUCAAACAAAUCGACACCCGUCUGGCUGGAAAUGUCAAGGGCAUCAGCCAUGAGCAACUCCACACGGCCUGUUUGCGGUAUUUCGACCAAUGUCUGCCAUUGAAUCCAGACUACCGGGGCGAGUCCGUUCCCAAAUGGGGCCAGCCACUGGAUCUUCAGCAGAAGUUCCCUUUCUCGGAAUACGCCGUUACCUGUAUGUUCCCGCACGCCGACGUUGCAGAGUCUAGCGGAAUCCCACACCGGGCUUUUCUGAGGCGGUUUCAAAGCAAAGAUUCUCACGACCUUUUGAAGUGGAUCCAGUUCCGCAAAAGUUUUCAGCCUCGCAAAGUCUACGAAUAUGCCAUAGACGUGCAUUUACUCUACAUUUUGGCCGAGCGAAACCUGGCCAAUCUGGCAAAUGUGUUGAUUGACGACGGAGUUGACGCCAACGCUCGUGGGGGACUUUACGGGAACGCAUUGCAAGCAGCCUGCGUAAAAUACCAUGAACAGAUGGCAAAACUUCUUGUUAAAAGUGGCGCGAGCAUCAAUGCUCCGGGUGGCCAUUAUGGUAAUGCACUACAAGCGGCAGUAGCGCGCAGUCACGAGCCAUUAGCUCAACUACUCAUUGAGAACGGAGCAGAUGUCAAUGCUCAGGGUGGCGUUUAUGGUAAUGCACUACAGGCGGCAGUAGCGCGCAGUCACGAGCCAUUAGCUCAAUUACUCAUUGAAAAGGGAGCAGACGUCAAUGCUCAGGGUGGCCUUUUUGGCAGUGCACUACAGGCGGCAGUAGCGCGCAGUCACGAGCCAUUAACUCAACUACUCAUUGAGAAGGGAGUAUACGUCAAUGCUCCGGGUGGCCUUUAUGGUAAUGCACUACAGGCGGCAUUAGAGCGCGGUCACGAGCGGUUAGCUCAAUUACUGAUUGAGAAGGGAGCAGAUGUCAAUGCUCAGGGUGGCCAUUUUGGCAGUGCACUACAGGCAGCAGCAGCAAGAUGUGGCACUAGUAUAGUCCGACUACUGGUUGAGAACGGAGCUGUUGGGCGUUCUACCGGCAAUGGACGACAAGUGGCGUGA